AUGACGCACACCCUUCUGUUUCUUCAGAUGCUCCUGGCGCUGGUUCUUCCACCGACGUUCGUAGCAGAAGAGUCCGAUGGCAGCGACAACGAGUGGGGGAUUUGUUUCCCGAAGCACGGACCGACACCAGCACCUGCACCGUGUACCUCGCCAAAUCUGGACACAUCACCGCACUUCACCUGGCAACCGGGGACAGCCCCGGCUGAACAGUGCCUACAAAAGGAGCUCUCGCUGACCGGCCAGUUGGGGCACGUCACCGUCGAGCAAGCAAUGACGCACACCCUUCUGUUUCUUCAGGUUAGUUACCUCGACAAUGCACGAUGUUUUCGCACUAGCGACCACUGUUUGAUUAUGGUGUCGUGCCAUAACGACGACUUUCGCCACUACUUAAGAUUGCUUUCCCGCUUUUGUAUCGAGUGCUGUUACAUUGCUUCGCUCUCGCAAAUGUUUUUGGUAAUGUCGGGAGACGUUGAAUCAAACCCAGGCCCAAAUACCGAAGCUAUUGCUAAUAUUCUAUCUACUGUUCAGCGAAUUGAGGCUACUCAGGGCGACAUGCUGGCUAAGGUUAUGGCUCUCCAAAAUGAACAAAAAAGUACGAGUGCUUUGGUAGGUCAGCUGUCAGCGAGAGUAACUGCUAUUGAGGCGGAACUGGCCAAGGCAAAAGCUGUGUCAGGCGCUGCACCAAAGGCCGGCAUGUCGGCUGAGAUAGCUAACAUUCAAAAACAAUGUGAUGACCACCAAAACCGACUUCGACGGUGUAAUCUGUUAUUUUUUGGCUGCCCUGACGCUCUGAACGAAACUUGGAGUCAAUCAGAAAAAAUUGUACUUGCUUUCUGCUCAGAAAAACUGGGCAUCCAGCUGGACCCCUCCAAUCUAGAACGGUCGCACCGCUUAGGUAAAUUUGAUGAUGGCAAGAACAGACCUAUAAUCGUCAAAUUUUCUCGUUUUAAGGACAAAGAGAGUAUAUUGGCUUCCGGGUUUAAGCUGAAAGGAAGCAAUUUUUCUGUCCGCGACGAUUUUUCCGCUUCAGUGCGGCAAUCUCGAGCCAAACUUUUUGAGUACGGAAAGAGCCUUAACGUAUCUUUUAAGGUGCACUUUGAUAAAUUACACAUCGGUAACAAACGCAAUUUCUUUGAUCAAGAUUCACAGUCUGUUGUCGAG
Messenger RNA from Ixodes scapularis (black-legged tick), 1161 nucleotides. RefSeq lists its product as uncharacterized. Lineage: Eukaryota; Metazoa; Arthropoda; Arachnida; Ixodida; Ixodidae. The record is from RefSeq and is a predicted model, not a curated record. The transcript has a single exon. The annotation marks the transcript as partial.